This is a messenger RNA of Lotus japonicus, 1509 nucleotides long. Its product is annotated as malate dehydrogenase, glyoxysomal. Gene Ontology annotation, biological process: tricarboxylic acid cycle; malate metabolic process. Bases 207 to 1274 code for a protein of 355 amino acids. Gene Ontology annotation, cellular component: chloroplast; cytoplasm. Gene Ontology annotation, molecular function: L-malate dehydrogenase (NAD+) activity. The transcript is spliced from 9 exons. The record is from RefSeq and is a predicted model, not a curated record. Lineage: Eukaryota; Viridiplantae; Streptophyta; Magnoliopsida; Fabales; Fabaceae.
UUUUCAUGGUAACCGUCCCAAAUUAUUAUUGAGCAUUUUCCAUACAUAACAUAACCCAUCUGCGAUAAGGUCAAUCUUCACACUUCCCAAUUCACAUAACCUGAUCUGAUCAAGCUUCUUAUACAGAGAUCAAUCAAUCAAUCAUCAAAUUCAUAUUCCACAACAACAAUCUUCAUCGUUUUCCACUGUGAAUUCCAAAUAGUAUUAUGGAGCCAAAUUCAGAUGCUAAUCAGCGAAUUGCCAUGAUCGCUGCUCACCUCAACCCUCCCAAUCUCAUGAUGGAGGAUGCUUCUUUGAGAACUGCCCAUUGUCGCGCCAAAGGUGGAGCUCCGGGAUUCAAAGUCGCCAUUCUGGGUGCUGCAGGUGGCAUAGGUCAACCUCUCGCCAUGUUGAUGAAGAUGAACCCACUCGUUUCGGUUCUCCAUCUCUAUGAUGUCGUCAACACCCCUGGUGUCACUUCUGAUAUCAGUCACAUGGACACUGGUGCCGUUGUUCGAGGAUUUUUGGGGCAAAAGCAGCUUGAGGAUGCAUUGAUAGGCAUGGACUUGGUGAUCAUUCCUGCUGGUGUUCCACGCAAACCUGGAAUGACAAGAGAUGAUCUCUUCAAUAUUAAUGCUGGAAUUGUUAAGACACUAUGUGAAGGGAUUGCAAAGUGCUGUCCAAAAGCGAUUGUCAACUUGAUAAGCAAUCCGGUUAACUCCACUGUCCCGAUUGCAGCUGAAGUUUUCAAAAGAGCCGGUACAUAUGAUCCCAAGAGACUUUUGGGAGUGACGAUGCUUGAUGUUGUUAGAGCAAAUACGUUUGUGGCUGAGGUUCUAGGUAUUGAUCCAAGGGAUGUGGAUGUCCCAGUUGUUGGGGGACAUGCAGGUGUUACAAUUUUACCUCUUCUUUCUCAGGUUAAACCUCCUUGCUCUUUCACCCCAAAAGAAAUUGAGUACUUGACUGAUCGCAUACAAAACGGUGGAACUGAAGUUGUUGAGGCCAAAGCUGGAGCUGGGUCCGCAACACUAUCAAUGGCAUAUGCUGCUGCUAAAUUUGCAGACGCAUCCCUUCGCGCUCUAAGAGGAGAUGCUGGCAUCAUUGAAUGUGCAUAUGUUGAUUCACAGGUGACUGAGCUCCCGUUCUUCGCAUCAAAAGUACGACUUGGGCGUGGCGGUGUUGAGGAAAUUCUUCCUCUUGGUCCCCUGAAUGAUUAUGAGAGGGAGAGUUUGGAGAAGGCCAAGAAAGAGUUGGCAACAAGCGUGGAGAAGGGCGUUUCUUUCAUCAGAAAAUGACAAGUUUGAUGAUCCGGAAGAUAAUAAGUGGUGGAGGAAUUGAGGUGUUCUCGAUGUGAAAUAUAAAUUUUUUGAAUUAGUUAAGCAGCAGGUAAGUAUGGAUAUCGGAAUAUCUAUAUCUUUUGAACGAUGUAAUAAUAAUAAAUGGAUAGUAUUCAAGGUAUAAUGAUCAUCAAACAGCGACUAUAUAAUAUACUUCAAUACUAAAGAAGGGAUUAGUUUAUCCCGUUUAUAA